This is a messenger RNA of Sitodiplosis mosellana (orange wheat blossom midge), 2842 nucleotides long. RefSeq names its product acyl-CoA synthetase short-chain family member 3, mitochondrial. The transcript is spliced from 10 exons. Lineage: Eukaryota; Metazoa; Arthropoda; Insecta; Diptera; Cecidomyiidae. The record is from RefSeq and is a predicted model, not a curated record. Bases 363 to 2381 code for a protein of 672 amino acids.
GUAAAACAGCGAGCCGUGGCUAAGGAAUAUUAGUGAUUUGGAGACGGUGGAAGUGACAACCAUUCAAACUAAUAGUCUAUUGUGAUUCGUUUGUUGCAUUUAGUCGUCGCAAGUACUUCGAGCCGAUCGUAACUCGCGACAAAAUUUACUGCAUUUAUUUUUACUCGACAACAUUUUUUUUUUCGUUGCUUCUCUAUCUCUUAAUACAAUAUUAUUUUUUCGUUCGUAAACAAAACACCGAUUUUUUCAAUUGAAAUUCCGGAGCGCAUAUUGUCGGAAGUAAAUUUUGAACAUUUUGUUUGGUGAACGCUUUUAAUUUUGUUUGAGUGAACUUUUAGUGGAUUUGAAUAAAGCCAAUCGAUAUGCAAUCGUCUUCACGUAAUUUGGACACAUUGUCCAAAAAUUCUACAUUCAACGGCUGCUUCAGCAAUUUUGUGAGUGGUUCGAAUUCCAUUUAUUCCGACACUUAUUUGCGAUCGAUUGAAGAGCCAGAAGAAUUUUGGGGAGCAAUUGCUGCACCGCCAAUGAUCCAUUGGGAUAAGCCAUUUGAAAAAGUGCUGGAUAAUAGCAAUCCACCGUUUACAAAAUGGUUUGUCGGUGGAUACUUGAACGCUUGUUACAAUUGUGUGGAUCGUCAUGUUCUUGCCGGAAAUGGUGAUAAAGUGGCCAUCAUUCAUGACAGCCCAACAACAAAUACCAUUCGCAAAGUUACCUACCAAGAACUCUACGACACGACUUCUCGCAUUGCUGGUGGUCUUCAAAAGUUGGGCGUUAAAAAAGGCGAUCGUGUAAUUAUCUACAUGCCCUUAAUCCCAGAGGCUGUAAUGGCAAUGUUGGCCACCGUUCGGAUUGGUGCCAUUCAUUCGGUUGUUUUCGGCGGUUUUGCUGCAAGUGAGCUAUGCACUAGAAUCGAACAUGCUGAACCAACGGUCAUAAUUGCUGCCAAUUGUGGAGUUGAGCCCAACAAAAUCAUUCGAUACCUGGACAUAUUGAACGAUGCAUUGACCAUGUCGGAAUGGAAACCAAUUUGUAGUGUGAUUUAUCAACGACAAAAUGUUAUGACUUCGCCGUUGAUAUCGAAGAAUGAUGUGCUGUGGGAAACUUUGUUGGCACACAGCGAACCAUGCGAAUGUGUUCCGGUCGAAGCAAAUGAUCCGCUGUACUUGUUGUACACGUCCGGAACGACGAGCAAACCAAAAGGUGUACAACGUCCAACCGGUGGACAUUUAGUCAAUCUGAUGUAUACAAUGAGCGCUAUUUAUGGCCUCAAACCAUCCGAUGUUUGGUGGGCGGCUUCUGAUUUAGGUUGGGUCGUUGGACACUCGUACAUUUGCUAUGGUCCACUUUUGUAUGGAGCAACAAGUGUUAUGUACGAGGGCAAACCCGAUCGAACACCUGACCCCGGUCAAUAUUUCCGCAUUAUUGAACAGCACAAGGUGUCCGCAUUGUUUUCAAUUCCAACGGCUUUUCGUGUCAUUCGACGUGUUGAUCCAGAUGUAAAAUUCGGAAAAGCGUACAACAUCGAUUCAUUGCGCACUAUUUUUGUAGCCGGCGAACACUGUGAUUUAGAGACGAAAAAUUGGAUUGGAAAAACAUUCCGUGUGCCCGUAUUGAAUCAUUGGUGGCAAACUGAGACUGGAUCUGCUAUCACAGCUAGCUGCUUGGGUUUCAAUCACAGUCCACAUCAACCAGCAUUUUCAACUGGUUUGCCAUUCGUUGGAUACAAAAUUGAUAUUUUACACCCGGAUGGUACUGAGGCGGCUCCCAAUGAGCUUGGACGCGUUGCUGUGAAACUGCCAUUGCCGCCAGGCAAUAUGUCAACACUAUACAAAAAUGAUGAGCUCUUUGACAAAACAUACUUUACGAAAUUCCCAGGCUACUACGAUACUAUGGACGCUGGAUAUAAAGAUGAGAAUGGCUAUGUGUUUAUCACCGCACGUGACGAUGACAUUAUAAAUGUAGCCGGUCAUCGAAUUUCAACAAUGGCCUUGGAAGAUGCAGUAUUGAGGCAUCCAGAUGUGGCUGAUGCUGCCGUUUUCGGUGUACCAGAACCAACAAAAGGCGAAGUUCCAUUGUGUUUGUAUAUUAUGAAAGAUUCAACCGACAAAACAUCGACCAAAAUUGGCGUUGAAUUGAUCAAGAUUAUUCGUGAGGUGAUUGGACCGAUUGCAUCAUUCCGAUUAGUGGCACCGAUAGUGGCAUUGCCACGAACUCGAUCUGGAAAAACUCUAAGGAAAGCCAUGGCUGACUUUGCCCGAAACAAACAAGUCAUUUUGCCUGGAACUAUCGAAGAUCAAUCGGUGUUCAAGGAUAUACGUAGGGCUUUGCAAGAAUUGGGCUAUGCUCAAACUGCACCAGAACCGCACACAGCUCGCAAAUAGUUUUUCCAAAGCAAUUCGAUUUAACAAAAAAAAUGAAGCAAAUUUUUCUAUAUUCUUAAGUGGAUUUUCAAUAAAAGGCUAGCCAAAAUAUACUAUCAGCGUACACAUCAAAAUCAGAUAAAUGUAAAAAAAACCAACAUGAAUUUUUUCACCGUUUCCAGCACUUUUAUUCGUGAUGCGUGUGUCAGAAAAAAACUAAAUUAAAAAAAAAACAAUCUCUUUUUCAUUCGAUGCGAUUGAGCUUAAGUUCGAUGUUGGACAAGGUCGUGGAAUAGAUGUUAAGUCAGACAAGAAAACAACACAACAACAACAACGAGAAUUGAUUCAGAAAAAAAUAUUAUUUAUUUCAAUAAUAAAAAUGAAAAGAAAGAGAAAAAAACAAGGCUUAUCGCUUGCAUGUAUGAACAAAUCAAUACCGAUUUUGUCAAAUAAACAUCAAAAUUCAAUUUUUUAUUCAUUCA